Messenger RNA from Nomia melanderi (Alkali bee), 3606 nucleotides. Its product is annotated as synaptic vesicle glycoprotein 2B. Gene Ontology annotation, biological process: transmembrane transport. Gene Ontology annotation, cellular component: membrane. The record is from RefSeq and is a predicted model, not a curated record. Gene Ontology annotation, molecular function: transmembrane transporter activity. NCBI's taxonomy places the organism in Eukaryota, Metazoa, Arthropoda, Insecta, Hymenoptera, Halictidae.
CCGCGGCCGCGGCGCGACGCGACAGAACGCGUGUUCGGGGGAUCGGUGUGUGCAGCGUGUGCAAGGCCGCUAGCGGCGACUAGCGCGGAACCGACCGGGCGAGCAAUCGACGCCGGAGUCGGCGCAGCGAUGCGUUAGUUUCGCGCGCGUACGAUGUCCGGCGAUAUCGCUCGAUUGGAACACGAGCCAGCCGCGUCCGACCCGCUAGUCGCUGGGGACGCUGUCUCCACGUUACAAGAGGAUUCGUUCAGUGUUGCUCUUCGAAGAGGAGAUGGAGGACCGAGUCUGCGGCAGUGCCCCUUGGAGUUUGGUAGCAAGCAGACCGCGGAGAGCGUUGCCCAGGAUGCCGUCGACCAAACAGGAUUUGGCAAGUUUAACCUUAAGGUUAUGGCCGUCUGCAGUCUGAUUUUCAUGAAUGUGGCGUUCAGUAUUACCAGUAUUGGUUUCAUAUUGCCAUCCGCAGCAUGCGACUUCCAGAUGACCACGGUUGACAAGGGCCGUCUGAGCGCCGCUCCCAUGUUAGGUAUGCUGGCUGGAUCGUACAUCUGGGGCUGCUACGCGGCGAUAAAAGGCCGGAGGAUGUCUCUAUUGGUCGCGCUGACACUCCACGGUGCCUCGGAAUUAUUGGCGUCCGUGGUGCCUCUCUACUGGGUCUUCCUGUUUCUAAAAUUCCUGAGCGGCGCAGCAAUGAACGGACAGUCGGCCGUGGUGUUCCUGUAUCUCGGAGAAUUCCAGCCGACCAAGUACCGCGACAAGAUGCUGUCGUGGAUGGAAAUGGCGUGGGUGAUGGGAAUGAUCAUUCUGGCAGGUGUCGGUUGGAUCAUCAUUCCGUUGGAGGUAAAUAUUAAGAUCGGCAGCGUGGUCUUCCAUUCGUGGAAUCUUUUCGUGUUCAUCUGUUCCCUGCCAGCGAUAUUCACCGGCACCUGGCUGCUGUUUUUCCCGGAGACGCCGAAAUACCUGGCGGAAACCGGGCAGAACGUGCAAAUGCUGGACGUACUGAUGAGGAUGUACUCGGAGAACAGCGGACAGCCUCCCAAGGAGUACAUAACGAAGCUUCGUAACAGCGGCAACAACAACCUGAACGACCUGGUGCAUCGAAUAAUGCACAUGAAGGAGUUGAAGGAAGAAUCGCCGGAGAAGUCCUUCCAGCUGAUGAUAAAGGACAUCUGGAUGAAGACAGUGAUGAUCCUGAAGCCGCCGUUCCUCUGCCGGACGAUCGUGGUCUGCUUGAUCGCCUGUUUCGUCACGUCCGCGUAUUACACGCUAACUCUGUGGCUGCCGGAGCUGUUCCACAGGUACGCGGACUUCCAGGAGUCCUAUCCGAACCAGACAGCCAGCGUGUGCACGCUGAACAGCAUAAGGAACGUCACGGUAGCGGUGCCAACGGAUGAUCCGUUCGGUUGUGAAUCGAGAGUACAAACUAGCGUCUUCAUCCACACGUUCAUCCUGGGUGCCUCUUGCAUCCCCACGGGCCUAAUUUUGCCGAUGCUCGUCAAUUACGUAGGAUACAAAUUCUUCCUUGUGAUAACAGCGUUCAUACCUGCUGUGGUGACGGCCUGUCUCUUCUUGGUGCAGACGUCCAUUCAGAACCUGGUGCUCUCGUGCGCCUACGAGUCCGUCACUUCCGUCUGCCUGAGCGUCGUCUAUUGCGUCUUGGUAGAUCUCUAUCCGACGCACUUAAGAGCGAUAGCGGCUGGUCUGUCCGCCUUCAUUAGUCGAAUAGGUGCCAUAAGCGGAACCCUGAUGAUCGGCUACUUGAUCGACGAUUACUGCAUGCUAGUGAUCCUCAUAGUAGCGGCUCAGCUCUUCCUGAGCGGUAUACUAGCCCUCUUCACGCCUGGCAGGAAGAAACCGCCGAAGAGUCCGGACGUCGAGAAGUCUUAAUGGAAUCGAAUCACCGAUCGCCAUCGAUGGAAGCUUCCGGAGAAAACGGAAGCUUUCUGUACCGUUACUAGCGUAUUACAGACACUAAAAGCGUCGUAUCUCGAAACGACGCGAAUGCAUUUCAUUUAGAAAAGGAACGGUGCGCCGAGGCUCGACAUUUUGGGAUCGUUUGACUCUGAUCUUUCCUCUACAAGCGGCCCCAGAGUUUCGAGCUGCGUGUAGUUAGCUGUGCUGCGAUUAAUCUCGCGCGAGAGAGGUGAAUUGCGCUUUCCUCUGUUCGGAUGUUGAAGAAGGAUUCAAGUGUUACUUAAAAAACAACGAGAUUUGCAUGUGCUUUAAGAACGAAGAUUCGUUAAUGAUUAAUCCAAGCCGUAGGUCAUAUUAUUGUAUCGAGUGAUCAACGGUCGCGUGACUUCUGACAGAGAAAAAUCUGUAGCACGUCCGCCAAUGAGAAUGAUCGAUGGCCGUUGCGCACGUGGCUCUAUGGGUCCGGGUCACGUGACGAGCCCUAGCUUCGCCCACUCGUCGUGCUAUUGGCUGUAGAUAAAAAGUGGGAGGGAACUAUUCGCUCGACGAUAAAUGUUCAAACAUCGCGCGCAACGCUCGAAGUAAUCGGAGAAACUGCUUAAACCGAGACGUUUAAAUAUCAGUUAUACAAAAAUACCACACGUACUUACCGAGCAUUUCGAAGCAAGGGAAAUUAAGAGGUACUUAACGGACCGUGUUGCUUAAAAUUCGCUUGUUCCUCUGAUUGUUUCGAGCAGUGGAGAGUUCUCGUGUUUGACAGUGUUGACGUAGUACGACGAAUAGAAGAGUACGAAGAGAACGAGCGUGAUUAAUCAAUGGAAUCUCUUCGACAAGAGCUUCACUGUUGCUUAAGAGCGCGGUCUGGUGCUGCGCGUCUCGUCGCUGAAUGAACGUUCGCUCCCGUAAACGCACGAAGAGGACGAACCACUUGCAAAAUACUCAAGAAGAGACGAGUUUGAUUCAGUAUUCGCUCCUUCGAGUUCGGCUGGAAACUUUGGGAAAAUGAAGGAAGAACUGCUGCUCGGAAAUAUUUGAUCGUUCGCGUCUUACAGUAUUCAAAGGGAAACGUAAUUUACGGAAUUUACUAGAAUCUUUCGCCGUUUUCUCUAAAAAUAUUCUAUGAAACUUGCAAUUAUCGUAAUCUUCCCUUCGAAUUCUUCAAAUUCUAUAGGAAGUCUAAGAGCGCGGCUAAGAUCUCAAUUGACUUAUGAUUCAGUUUUCUAUUAGAUCAGUUUCUUUAGUAAUUUCUCAGAGAAGUAUCUAUCUGUUAAUUGGGAAAGAAGAAUUCAGGAAUGAGCCUUCUCUGUAUGAAGGAAUUCGGUCCGAUCGAAUAUCGUUGAAAGCAGCAGCGCGCGCGUCGCCAUCCGUGUAUCUCGUUAAACGUAAUUUUCGAUUGUUUAUUGUAAUCAACGACUCGCCUUGACAGAUAUAUUAGCAGCUAAGUACUUCUCGUCGAUGAUAGCAGAUAGUGAUCAACGUGACCGAAUCACACAGGUGCCUUCUUCUCGCGUAAACGCGUGCCUGUACUUAAAUCACGCGAGAAACGACUGCUCAAACGCAACAAAGAAUUCAAGUGAAUUUGCAAAAAGCACAUCGACACGCAACAACGAGCUAGAUUACUAUCGCCGAGAUCGACGGUCGCGUGUCCGCGACGCGAGGCGUCCGUGCGUUAUAAUAUACUUUAUUUUUUCUAUA